AGAAAAAAAAUUAAUUAUUUUUUGGUUGGUGGUGCCUGCCGCCUGCCGUGUUGAGGGGGAAGAGAGGGAAAGGGGAAGAGGCCUGGAGGACGGGGAGCUUGCAGCCACCAUGGAUUCCGAGCUGUGGAUCUCGCGCCUCAUGGCCGCCAAGCGGCAGUUCGCGCUGCAGCGCGCCCAGCGCCAGCAUGCCGCUCCGGCUUCCCAUCACGAUCGGUUCGAUGAUAUUGAACCAGAGGAUGAGGGACGCUCAGACUUCCCAUGCCCUUACUGCUAUGAAGAUCAUGAUAUUACAUCACUUUGCACCCAUUUGGAGGAUGAGCAUCCUUUUGAGUCUAAAGUUGUGGCUUGCCCAUUUUGCUCGGCCAGGAUUUCGAAGGACUUGUUGGAACAUAUAACUCUUCAGCAUGGCUACCUGUUCAAAUUGCAAAGACAUCACAGGUUACGUAGAGUUGCUGGUGCUGGCAGCCACACUCUCUCUUAUGCUGGGAGAGAUCUUCAAGAGACCUACUUAAAGGUGCUUCUUGGAAAUAGCGGUCGAAGCAGCAGUACCACCAAUACAUCAACUUCAGUCACUGAUUCACUGCUAUCUUCAUUAGUUUUAAAUUUAUCUUCAUCAGAAGCAGAAGACACCUCAAAAUCUUCUGCUCCUGCUGUGGCCGAAAAUAGUUGGUUUAAAAGAUCACUACCUUCAAAGAAUUGGAAGAUAAGUUCUGCUGAUUCCAACCUUAGUCAUGAAGAGAGGGAGCAGAGGAGGCGGCAAGCUACGGUGAGAUCAGCGUUUGUACAGCAUAUCCUUGUCACUACCCUUUUCGAUGACUAGCAGAACAACAGAGAUCAUGCAUUGAAAUCAUGUGGGCCUUUUGCCCACUCAUUUAUCUGGAUGAAUAAUGAGCUAAUCACCUCCGGACUCCGGUAUCUCGAAGUUGUUCAUCCAACUGAGGCUGGUACCUGAUUCCAUGAAGCUCGAUGAUAAAUUGAAGACGCAGAGGGCCUCUUACCUUAUAUGUUAUAUAUCGAAGCAGCUCUGAACAUUUGCUUUCCAGAUCAAAUUCAGACUGCUAGGCUAUUGGCUAGCGUUCUUAUAGUAGAGUCUUGAUGUUUUUUCAUUGGAUUUCGUUUUGUGCUGCAGAACGUGUUGUACCUUAUCCUAUUUAUUAUUACUAUGGACAUUUGAAUGUUGUCUUUCCAACUUUGGUAUAUGCAUAUGAAAUCUGUUUGACCCUUGCGUUCA
Molecule: messenger RNA, 1231 nt
Organism: Panicum hallii
Lineage: Eukaryota; Viridiplantae; Streptophyta; Magnoliopsida; Poales; Poaceae
Product: protein DEHYDRATION-INDUCED 19 homolog 4-like
Exons: 5
Coding region: 110-820 (236 amino acids)
Source: RefSeq, a predicted model, not a curated record